AUGUACCAACGCCUACAGAACUUGAGGCAGGGCACUAGGUCGGUGGAUGAAUACACCAACGAGUUCUACCAGUUGGUUGCUCGUAACGAGAUUCAGGAAACCAAGGAUCAGCUGGUGGCGAGAUAUAUUGUCGUGCCGAGAGUGCAGCUACAGGAUACGGUUAAUUUGUUCGACCAUGUUAACGUGUCUUCCGCCCAUAAGAAGGCCCUGAUUGUCGAAAGACAACAAAAUCGAGCGGGCAGCGGGAUGUUCAGUGGAGGUGUUGCCGCUGUAGGAACCGAAACUGGUGGGGCUGCCCGAGCUGGCGGUAGUAGUCCUGUUCCUGGACGUCCGAUGAGGCCUGCCAACAUUGGGCCGAUUUAUGUAGUUGGAGGCAAUGGAGAGGUCGAGUUUGACGAGGAGGAAGAGAUUGUGACAGGAGAUGGAGUGCCCAAUCUGGUGGUGAGGAGGUCUUGUAUGACCCUGAGAGCUGCGAACGAAGAAUGGUUGCGUAACAUCUUCCAGUCCACCUGCACCAUCAGGAAUAAAAUCUGUCGUUUCAUGAUAGACUCGGGCAGCUGCGAGAACAUCGUAUCUGCUGAGGCCGUGCAGAAGUUGAGCCUGCGAAGUGAGCCACAUCCAAAAUCGUAUAAGCUGGCAUGGCUAAAGAAAGGAGGUGAAGUGAGUGUGUUGAAGCGGGUGCUGGUUAUCUUCUCUAUUGGCUCUCGGUAUAGGGACUCUGUGUGGUGUGACGUUGUCAUGAUGGACGCGUGUCACUUGUUGUUGGGAAGGCCCUGGCAGUUUGAUAGGAGCAUGAGCCAUGAUGAACGGACCAAUAAGUACAACUUCACGCAUAAGGGAUUAAAGAUUGUACUGGUACCGAACAGAGAUAGGGACACUAUCGAGCCCGAAUCUGCGAAUUCGGUUACCGCAACCAACUUGCUGGAGGUUGUGGAGGAGGGUCGUACGUCUUAUGAGUCCUUACUGAUCUUGAAAGAAUUUCAGGAUGCCUUUCUUGAGGAGCUGCCAAAUGGUCUACCACCCUUGCGGGAUAUCCAGCACCAUAUCGACCUGCAGCCUGGUGCGGCCCUUCCGAACAGACCACGCUACAAGAUGAGCCUGACUGAACAUGAAGAGUUAAGGAGACAGGUGGAGGAGCUGAUCUCGAAAGGGUUUAUUCGGGAGAGUAUGGGCCUGUGUGCUGUCCGGGCACUUCUAGUGCCUAAGAAGGAUGGAUCAUGGCGUAUAUGUGUAGAUAGUCGAGUCAUCAAUAAGAUAACGGUCAGGUACCGUUUUCCCAUUCCUCGCUUGGAUGAUCUGCUUGACCAGUUGAGUGGUGCUAGGAUUUUUACGAAGCUGGACUUGAAGAGCGGUUAUCACCAGAUUCGGAUUCGUGUUGGAGAUGAAUGA
Punica granatum (pomegranate) is the source of this 1389-nucleotide messenger RNA. The record is from RefSeq and is a predicted model, not a curated record. Lineage: Eukaryota; Viridiplantae; Streptophyta; Magnoliopsida; Myrtales; Lythraceae.